Molecule: messenger RNA, 1740 nt
Organism: Peronospora matthiolae
Lineage: Eukaryota; Oomycota; Peronosporomycetes; Peronosporales; Peronosporaceae
Source: the annotation of a GenBank genome assembly
AUGGAUUUUGAAGCAGCCUACAUCGUUGAUUCAGUGGGGGAAACGCCGACUACAUUCAAGUCGGCGAUGGAAUCAAGCGACUCCGGCAAGUGGAAAGAAGCGUGUGACUCGGAGUUCGAUUCGCUUCAGAGAAACGACACGUGGGAAAUCGUGCCUCUUCCGAAAGGUCGCAAGGCCAUCGGGUGCCGAUGGGUUUUUCGUGUAAAGGAGAAUCAAGAUGGCGAAGUUGAACGUUUCAAGGCAAGACUUGUGGCCAAAGGAUUCUCACAGAAAUUCGGAGUUGACUAUGAAGAAACUUUCGCACCGGUGGCCAAGUUCACAUCGAUUCGUGUGGUGCUCAGUAUGGCGGCUAAGUACGGCCUAAUGCUACAUCAGAUGGACGUCAAGACAGCGUUUCUUAACGGCUCCCUCAACGAAGACAUCUACAUGGACCAGCCGGACGGAUACCUGGAUACAACACAGCCGGACUAUGUGUGCAAGCUAAAGAGAUCACUCUACGGCUUGAAGCAAUCGCCUCGCAUGUGGAACCAAACAAUCGAUGGGUUCAUGAUCAAGAUGGGAUUCAAGAAGUGCGAAUCGGACCACUGCAUCUACAUCAAGCGAGACGACCAAGACAUGAUUCUCGUGGUGCUCUACGUCGAUGAUCUCAUCCUGGCCAGCAGCAACAACGAACUCCUCAAGUCAACCAAGAUAGCGCUGAGCAAACGCUUCGAAAUGACGGAUCUCGGUGAGCUCGAUUACUUUCUCGGCAUGGAGAUCAAGAACGACCGUAAGACGGGAAUGGUGACUGUACAACAAACCAAGUUUCUCAAGUCCGUGUUAACCAAGUUCGGAAUGGAUAACAGCAAGCCAGUGAAGACGCCUCAAGAUCCCGGCCUGAAGCUAACCAAGAACAUGUGUGAACAAGAAUGCAAGCACGAAGACACCAUGUGCAACGUGCCAUAUCGAAGUGCUGUCGGAGGCAUCAUGUAUCUCAUGGUCGCCACACGUCCGGAUCUAGCUGCUGCAGUGGGAUCAUUAUCCCGGUUCUCGUCCGACCCAUGCCCGACUCACUGGCAAGCUUUGAAGCGUGUGCUGAGAUACCUGCAAGCAACGCCCAAUCAUGGUCUUGAGUUUACACGUGAAGAAGGAAGCCGUAUCUGCGGGUACACCGACGCAGACUGGGCCGGCGACAUUGAGUCAAGACGAAGUACAAGCGGCUAUGUGUUCAUGAUGAGCGGAGGAUGCAUCAGCUGGAAAAGCCAGAAACAACGGACGGUCGCGCUAUCUUCAACAGAAGCAGAAUACAUGGCGCUUUCCGAAGCAACCAAAGAAGCAGUAUGGCUCAAAGUGCUUUUGGGGGAACUUGGUGAGAUGACAAGCGACGAAGCUAUCAAGAUAUAUGAAGACAACCAAGGAUCAAUCGCUCUCGCCAAGAACCCGGAGUUCCAUAAGAGAACAAAACACAUCGACAUACGCUACCAUUUUGUGCGUGAGAAGGUGGAAUCAGGUGAAGUCGUUUUGGAGUAUUGCCCGACUCAAGAUAUGCUGGCAGACAUGAUGACCAAGCCGAUCGCCGCUGUACAAUUUGAAAACAUUCGCGAUCGACUUGGGAUCCAAGGUGCCGCAGCUAACGAGUCGAGAGGGAGUGUUGAAAAGACAGCGGCUGUGAAGAAGACACCUCGUCAAGCUGCGUCAAGUGUUGAAGCAAGUGGAAGACCAAGCUUCGCUAUACCGGUGGGUACCGGUAUGUACCAGUAA